AUGGCUGCACUGACCCGGAAGAAGAUCAACUUUGAGUGGACAAACAAGUGCGAACAGAGUUUUCAAGAGUUAAAAACUAGAUUAACAACUGCUCUAGUGCUCACUAUCCCAAAAGGCACAAAGGGUUAUGCCAUUUAUAGUGAUGCAUCAGAACAAGGACUCGAAGUUGUAUUGAUGCAACAUGGGAAGGAUGUUGACCUCUUUACCUUGUGGGCUGAGGAGACACUGAUUGAAGACUAUUUGGUUUUGACAUUCUUUUCCUUGCGUAUUACAAGUCAUUUUGUAUUUGCAAUGCCUGCUUUUUUUAUUGCUGUAUUUUCCGCCAAAGAGUUUAUGGACGUCCAACCAGGUAAUGUUGGUGAUGGGAAGCUGCCAGCAAUUGAGGUUUCCUCUGGGCCAGUAGAGUCUAAAAGUUCAAGCCUUGUAGAUGCAGUACUUUGUUAUGUUGUAAAUUCUGACAGUCAUAUCAAUAACAAACCCUUUGUGCUGCUUAAUGUACUCAACUUUUUAAAGGCAUUGUGGCAAAGGGCGGCUCAAUAUAUCAAUAUAUUGGUUAGGUUGAAAAUCUCUGAGAAGUUCAAGAAGCAAUUGUCAAAAUGCAUUUCACUAACUUCUCUGGAUUCUUUGCCUGAUAGCCUGACUGAGAUGGAAGCUCUAAAUCUGGCAUACAAAUAUCAGUGUCAAUCUUCCAUAAUGGAAAUAAUGGCAUAUGACACACACACACACUAUCCAAUCCAAGACUUAAUUGAAUUUACCAAUGAAAAUGAUACCCUGUGUAAGGUAUCUCAGUUGGAAUGUGUCCUUAUUUCAUUUUUGUCAUUCUGGUAA
Messenger RNA from Humulus lupulus (European hop), 828 nucleotides. RefSeq lists its product as uncharacterized. Gene Ontology annotation, biological process: RNA export from nucleus; protein import into nucleus. The coding region runs from base 1 to 828 and encodes 275 amino acids. The record is from RefSeq and is a predicted model, not a curated record. The transcript has 4 exons. Gene Ontology annotation, cellular component: nuclear pore inner ring. Gene Ontology annotation, molecular function: structural constituent of nuclear pore. Lineage: Eukaryota; Viridiplantae; Streptophyta; Magnoliopsida; Rosales; Cannabaceae.